GCUCGGUCGGGUCGCACCCCCACGAUGGCUCUGCGGCCAGAGGUCCUGGACGAGCUACCCGCCUUCUGUCUGUCGCCAUGUGGGCCGCCCAAUCCAGCCGAGCUGUUCAGCGAGGAGCGGCGCCUGGCCCUGGAGGAGCUGGUGGCCGGCGGCCCCGAGGCCUUCACGGCUUUCCUGCGGCGCGAGCGCCUGGGUCGCUUUCUGAACCCCGACGAGGUGUGCGCCGUGCUGCACUCGGCCCAGCAGCCCAGGGAGGAGGGCGCGGCGGCGGCGGCGGCAGUAGCCGAGGACUCUUUCGGCUCCUCGCACGACUGCUCGUCCGGCACCUACUUCCCGGAGCAGUCCGACCUGGAGCCGCCGCUGCUGGAGCUCGGCUGGCCGGCCUUCUACCAGGGCGCCUACCGCGGCGCCACGCGCGUCGAGGCGCACUUCCAGCCCCGCGGUGCCGGUGCGGGCGGCCCCUACGGCUGCAAGGACGCGCUGCGCCAGCAGCUCCGCUCGGCGCGAGAGGUGAUUGCCGUGGUGAUGGAUGUUUUCACAGACAUUGACAUCUUCAGAGACCUGCAGGAAAUAUGUAGGGAGCAGAGAGUGGCUGUGUACAUCCUUCUGGACCAGGCCCUGGUCUCCCACUUUUUGGACAUGUGCAUGGAUCUGAAAGUUCAUCCCGAACAGGAAAAGCUGAUGUCAGUGCGGACUAUUACAGGAAAUAUCUACUAUGCAAGGUCAGGAACUAAAAUUGUCGGGAAGGUUCAUGAAAAGUUCACGCUGAUUGAUGGCAUUCGAGUGGCAACAGGCUCCUACAGUUUUACAUGGACGGAUGGCAAAUUAAAUAGCAGUAACUUGGUAGUUCUAUCUGGCCAAGUGGUCGAACACUUUGAUCUGGAGUUCCGGAUCUUAUAUGCCCAGUCGAAGCCCAUCAGCCCCAAACUCCUGUCCAACUUCCAGAUCAGUGGCAAGUUUGAUCAUCUAGUGGACCGAAAACCACUAACCAAGGAGCUCACACUAGGCAACCUGCUGCGCAUGCGGUUGGCCAAGCUGUCAAGUACACCCAAGAAGACCGACCUGGCCCCAGAGGAGCCUGUGGAGGGCAAGACAGGGACCAAGCCCCGCAACUCCGUGUCUUUCACCAUUAAUGAGGAAGACUACUUCCACAGCCACAGGGAUGAACUGGGGGACAGCAAGGCCGUUGAUGCUGCCACCCAGACAGAGGCAGAGGCGGAGAUGGCAGCAGUGAGCGUGAGUGAGGUGGGAACACAAACCAGCAUGGACACAGCUUGUGCCGGAACCCAGACCACCAUCGCCACCAGGGCGUCAAGCUCACAGACCACGGUGUGGUCCAAGUCAGCCACCACACAGACUGAUUCAGACGAGAGCAGUCACUUUUCUCAGGGAAUGCAGUCUAAAGAAGGAUCACCGGUGUCAAAAAUGUCAGUGUCAAGGUCCUCCAGUUUGAAGUCGUCCUCCUCUUUGUCUUCCCAAGGCUCAGUGGCAAGCUCCAUUGGCUCCCACGCUUCCCUCCGAGCCCCCGACUUCCACACUCCUGGAUACCCAAAGUACCUGGGCAGCCCCCACCUGGACCUCUGCCUGAGGGACUCAUUCAGAAACUUGAAUCAAGAGCGGCAGUUUCAUUUCGCUGGCAUCAGGUCCCGGCUCAACCACAUGCUGGCCAUGCUCUCGAGGAGAACACUCUUUGCUGAAAACUACCUUGGCUUUAAACCUGGAAAUUUUACCAGAGCAUCAGUGAAUUUGGUUGCUGUUAGAGAUACAGUACUUUAUCCUUCCUAUCAGUAACUGCUCCGUGUUGACUCCUGGUGCCAGCCAUCCUGUGGCAGAUAUCACCGGAGUUUCCUGCUUUCCAAAACCUCAUGUCUCUGACUGCCUUUCUCCCAACUUUUAGUCACUUUGGCUGUCUUUGAAUUCUGUUCUGCACAUUAUUUUACAUGCUUUUGUUUUAUUUUUGUCCUGUAGAAGCCAGGUGUUGGUUUUAUGGUUGAAACACUAUGGGUACAGUUUGUUUUGCACAGUUUUAACAGUUCUUAAGAAAAUGUUAGAUUUUUAACGUUAAUUCAAUAAUAGAUAAAAUAUUCUACAUUUUUCUUGAUUUGUAUACUUUUCUGUCUUAGGGGUUUGAGUCAUCAUUAUUUUUAUAGUCAAAAUCCUACUGAGGGGGAAAAAACUGUUUCUUAAAUGUUAUCUAUGUUAUUAGCAUUAAAUAAAUUUAGACAACUUUUGUUUGAAA
Messenger RNA from Chinchilla lanigera (long-tailed chinchilla), 2239 nucleotides. It is a transcript of the gene Sack1d, whose product is annotated as family with sequence similarity 83, member D. NCBI's taxonomy places the organism in Eukaryota, Metazoa, Chordata, Mammalia, Rodentia, Chinchillidae. The transcript has 4 exons. Gene Ontology annotation, cellular component: mitotic spindle pole; cytosol. The record is from RefSeq and is a predicted model, not a curated record. Bases 25 to 1791 code for a protein of 588 amino acids. Gene Ontology annotation, biological process: regulation of ERK1 and ERK2 cascade; protein localization to mitotic spindle; positive regulation of cell cycle G1/S phase transition.